Messenger RNA from Oryzias melastigma (Indian medaka), 1389 nucleotides. RefSeq names its product ribokinase (gene rbks). NCBI's taxonomy places the organism in Eukaryota, Metazoa, Chordata, Actinopteri, Beloniformes, Adrianichthyidae. Bases 90 to 1028 code for a protein of 312 amino acids. Gene Ontology annotation, biological process: D-ribose metabolic process. The record is from RefSeq and is a predicted model, not a curated record. The transcript has 9 exons. Gene Ontology annotation, molecular function: ribokinase activity.
UACAAUCGCAGCCAGUAGUUUUCUUGGACUUUCACCGGUCAGUGAGUGUUUAUUUGUCUACUCUGCAAAGGCAGUUCACUGUCAAAGGGAUGACUGAACGGGCCCCUGAUGUUGUGGUGGUUGGCUCCUGCAUGACCGACUUGGUGAGCCAGGCACCAAGGCUGCCCAAGGCCGGCGAGACCAUUCAUGGUCAUAAAUUCUUCAUUGGCUUUGGAGGAAAGGGAGCCAACCAGUGCAUACAGGCUGCUCGGCUGGGAGUUCAAACUGCCAUGAUCUGCAAGGUUGGUAAAGACUUCUUUGGAAACAAUUACAUCCAGAAUUUCAAGGACAAUGAAGUACUCACAGACUUUGUCUCGCAGACCGGUGAUGAAGCUACAGGAGCAGCUUCCAUCAUCGUUAAUGAAGCAGGUGAGAAUGCAAUUGUGAUUGUGGCUGGUGCCAACAUGCUGCUGGGAAAAGAAGAGCUACAAAAGGCACUACCGGCCAUCAGAAGAGCUAAAGUGUUGCUUUGUCAGCUAGAGAUCAAUCCACAGACAUCCUUACUGGCUCUGCAAAUGGCUCGGGAACACAAAGUAAAGACCAUAUUCAACCCAGCACCCGCCAUCUCUGACUUGGACCUCAACUUCUACACGUGCUCGGAUGUGUUUUGCUGUAAUGAGUCUGAGGCAGAGUUGCUCACUGGCUGUUCUGUCGCUGAUGUAGAAGAUGCCCAUCGCGCUGCUCAAGAGCUCCGGAAGCGAGGGUGCAGCGCAGUCAUCAUCACUUUGGGAUCCCAAGGCUGUGUGGUGCUCAAGGCACAGGAGUCCAAGUCAAUACACGUUCCAGCUACUGCAGUCACAGCAGUCGACACUACAGGCGCUGGCGACAGCUUCAUUGGAGCGCUGGCGUUUUACAUGGCCGAUCAGCCCUCCAUGCCUCUGGAGGAGAUGGCGCGCAGAGCCAAUCAGGUGGCAGGAGUGAGCGUCCAGGCCGUCGGAACGCAGACGUCCUUCCCCUCCAAACAGAACCUCCCAGCAGAACUGUUCUGAGAGCCUGAUCUUUUCAAAUAGGAAUUAAAAAAAACAUUCCUGACAGAACUGGAAUUAUUGAAAUCUACAGGAAUGCGCUCUGAUCGUCUCCAUCAGCUGGGAUGUUCUUCUGCUUUCUGUUGAUGAUGAAAGUCCUGGUAAAACUUUACAUGAAUCACACAAAAAUGCAGGAGCAUGAGGAGGCUUUUAAUUAAACCAAAUUUAAAAAAGACAUAACAAAAGACAACAAAUCAAACGUUCUGCUCUUUAAGCCUGUACAGACGAUGAAGCACUUUUAAAUUGAUCUGAUCUUCCUCUUCUCCAGGAACAGGACGUGCUUGUUCACUGCAAAGACACAAUAAAAAAAAAAAACUUUACAAAA